This is a messenger RNA of Paramecium pentaurelia, 2682 nucleotides long. The record is from the annotation of a GenBank genome assembly. NCBI's taxonomy places the organism in Eukaryota, Ciliophora, Oligohymenophorea, Peniculida, Parameciidae.
AUGAAAUUAAAGCUCAAAUAUUUUAAUGCAUGGGGAGAGUUGUAAGAUUGUAUCAUUGAAAUCUCUUCAAAGGAAACUUUGUAAACUCUUAGACUUUAAAUAGAAAGAGUAACAGGAAUAGAAGUAGAUGAUCAAUAACUUUAUAUAGUUCACAAUAGAGAAAUGAAACAAAUUUAUAAAUAUGAAUACUUAAGUUAAAUAAAACUUCUUAAUGAAGGUGUUUUGUUUGUUAAAAAUAGUGAAGACUAAUUUAGUGUUAGAGCAUCUUAAAUAUAUCAAAAUGAUUCCUUUGAAUCAUUAAAUUAAAAUACUGCUUCAACUCUAAAAAAAUCAAUUCAUAAUUCAUUUUCAUAAAGAGAUAAGAAUAUAAUCUAUAACAGUUUUCUUGCCCUUUAAAUUGAAUAAUUUUAUGAAUAUAUAUAUAAGAAUAAUUUGGAAGAAGCUAAAAAUUUGCUUUAAUCACAUAUCGAAUAAAAAGAAUUUUUCUUAAAUGAUAUAAGUGUUUUUGGAUGGUCAGCUUUGCAUGUUUCAAUAUUAGCAGGUUCUGAUAAAUUAUUUUUAUGGUUAUUAACUGAAGGAGCAAAUAUUAAUUUGUAAACUAAAGAUGGUUGGGAUUGUCUUUCUUUAUCUGUAUGUCUAAAAUAAAAAACAAGUAUGAAUUUUCAUUAAUUUAAGUAUUUUGUUUAUUACUUGCUUAAUCAAAAUUAAAUGUAAAUCAAUUAAGUAAACAUGGAACAGCAUUACAUUUAGCAGCAUAAAAUGAUGAUACAGAAUUUGUUUAAUUAUUACUUAAUCAUCCAAAAAUUGAUUUGAAGUAUUUAUAUAAAUAUAAAUAAUAGUAUAUAAGAUAAAAACAAUAAAAGGGCUAUUGAUAUUGCACGUACAAAAGUAAAAUAAUUAUUAAAACAUGAAAAUGAAUUAUAAAUUGUUUAAAGUCAUAGAACUUCAUUCAUUUCUUCAAUGAUUGGAAUUAGUUUAGAUAAUAUAGUCAAAGAUGUAAAUUUUUAUCAAAUUACUUAGAGACUUUCAUUAUAAAUAAACCAUAACGUCCACCAUUAAUAAAAGGGAAGGUUUUUAAAGUUAACUAUUUUAAAUUAAGAAUGUAUGAAAGAUAUAUGAUUGUUGAUCCAGAUACUGAUUCUAUUGCUAAAUUUAAGAGUAUUCAAGAUAUUCCACAUAACCCUAAGUAUAUUUUUAUACUUAUUCUAAGUCAAAUAAUACCCUUAGAGAGCAUACAUGAUAUUAAAGUAUCAAAAGAUGAAUGGUUUUAAGAAGAUGAUUAUUAUUAUUUGGAAAUCAAAUACUUUUCUAAGCAUAUUUUUAUUGCAUUAAAAAGUAAAGAUGCAGCUAGAAGAUGGUAUGAAGGAUUAAAAAAUUGUGUUGGAUAUUCUAGAUACAUUAUGUAGAAUAUUAAAUCAGCCGAAGAUUAAAAAAUAGCAUAAAGAGCUUUUGCCUUAAUGAUGGCUAAACCAAAUACUAUUAUUAAUAUUGAAGAUAGUAAAGUAGAUGAUAAUUUAUAAUCUAAAUAAAAAUAAGCAAUGCUAAAAAGAAAAAAAAAUUCUGAUUUGAAUAGUGUUAAUGAAGAAGUUUCAGAUAUAGAUAUUAUCAUAGAAAAAAGCAAUUCCUAAAGUAUUUUAGAUAAAAUUAACCUUUCGAGUUUUUAAAUAAUAGAAAUGAUAGGUAAAGGAAGCUUUGGAAAUGUAUAUAAAGCUAAAUAUAAACAUAUAAAUUGUGCUAUAAAAUAAUAAGAAAAAGAUAAACUUAUUAGAAAUGGCUUUCUUAAAUAUAUUAUCUCAGAAUUAUAAAUACUAAGAACAAUAAAACAUCCAUUUAUUGUAAAAUUGUUUCUAUCUUUUCAAGUAUUAUUAUUCUAAUAAAUAAGACUUAAUUCUAUUUAUAUAUAGUGACAGAAUUAUGUCCUGCAGGAGAUCUAUCAAAAUAUAUGACUAGAGGGUAAAUUUUAAAUGAAUAUACUGCUAAAUUUAUAAUAGCUUAAAUUAUAUUAGCUAUUGAAUAUUUACAUUCAUAAUAAAUUAUAUAUAGAGAUUUAAAACCUGAAAACAUUUUGAUUGAUUAAGAUGGUUAUAUUAAAUUAACUGAUUUUGGAUUAUGCAAAUAAUUUGAUGGAAAUGAUUUUACAGCAACUAGUUUUUGUGGUUCACCUGCUUACCUUCCUCCAGAAUUAGUGACAGGAGGUGUAUCUUUAAAAGCCACAGAUAUCUAUUAAAUAGGAACCAUUCUUUAUGAAAUGUUAACAGGUUAUCCACCAUUUUAUUCUUAAGAUUUAAAAAGUCUUAUGGAAAAGAUUAAAUAUGGUAUUAAAUAAUUAAUUUCUUAGACACAUUAUUUAUACCUAAGAAUUUAAGUUUAGAAGCAUAAGAUCUAUUAAAAAGAAUGCUUAAAAAAGAUCCUGAAGAACGAUUGGGAUAUAAUGAUGUUUCUGUAUUGAAAAAACAUAUGUUUUUCGCUGAAAUUGAUUGGGAUAGACUUUAUACAAAAUAGUAUAAACCUCCUCGUCUUGUUUUUUAUGCAUAACAUAAUACUUCUAGAAAUGGAUAAUAAAUCACUAAAGAAGAAAAUGUAAAUAAACAAUAUAAGUUUUAGAAAAUCCUAGAUUUAGAUUAUUAAGAAGGUGAAGAAAAACUGAAUUUUAUAGAAAAUUGGGACUCAUCAUAUAUUUGA